UCGUAUUGAGUCAGUAUUCAGUGAGACAGCAGUGAGAGAGGAUCAUGCGGCGGACAAACUUUCUCUCCCAUCAGCCCCACUGCUACCAUCCUCAUCUUCACCACCAACCUAUAAAUCCAACCAAACCCAGUUGAGGAAGAAUGCCAGCGAACAACACCACGUGGUCAACAACAGAGGUGGAGAGGGGCUACACCUGCGUGCGUUUUUACGUGUCCACCGUGUCCUUCUCGGUGCUCCUCUUCUUCAACCUCAUCAUCAACUCGACCAUAGUCCGCGUGAAGCAGCUCCGGAGUCAUGCCCGCUUCGUGCUGGUUUUCCACCUGCUGCUGUCCGCCCUGGUCCACCUGGGGAUGAGCAGCAUCUUCCACUACCAGAUCCACCUGCGCGCGAAGCCGGUGCGCUCCGCGUGCCUGGCUAUGAUCACCAUCCUGAUCAGCAGCGCCUCCAACAUCCUCCUGACGCUCACGCUGAUGGCUUUGGACCGCUACUGCGCCGUGUGCCAUCCGAUGCGUUACGCAUCCAAAUGCACCGCGGGGCACUGGCCCUGGCUGCUGGGUGUGCUCACCUGGUUCCUGGCUUUGGUGAUUCCCCUCAGUCUGCUCCUCCAACGGGACUCCCAAACCCCCGUGGUGGAUCGCGGGGAGUGCGGCUCGGAUCAGCUGAAGAAAGGCGAGUUACAGAAAGUGCUGUUCAUAGGUCUGUGCACGGUGCUCAUCCUGUACAGCUACGUGAGGAUACUGGUGGAGGGGAGGCGGUUAGGGGUGCUGAAUCGGCGCAACCGGGCCGGGUGCAGGACGAUCGCCCUGCACUGCAGCCAGCUGGCCGUGUACAUCCUCCCCAACUUUGUGAACUUCGUGCUUACGAUGAUGUACAAACGGGAGCUGAUUCAGCGAGAGACCAAAGAGCUGUCAGCCGUGGUUAUAUUCGCUUUCUUCAGCUUGGCGCAGUGCGUUGCGCCGGUUGUUUACGGCCUGCGCAAAGAGGAACUUCUGGAGCAGUUGAGUCACAGGUUCCCCUGCUGCUCCAGAUACCUAAAGAGUGUCCUCGGCUGGACUGUGCACGUCAACUGGGCACAAACCUACCACAAAACACGGGAGCGAACAAUGACAGCUCAGACGAUCAUCUCCCUAGAGCUCCCGCAAGUCCCAGAAAAGGAGGAAACAAGGCCAAUGUCAAUCACGAGUUCCUCACAUGACUUAGACUUAGACUCAUGUCAAAGCGAUACGGACAAUGCCUGAUGGGAAAAAGCGGGUAAAUGACAGGAUACUGACGGCCACAGGAACAUUUGGAUAAGUGGCUGGUGUUCUCAGCUCACACCUGAAAGGAACUAAAGAGCCUCGGACGUAAUAAUCCAGAUCUAUAAAGCUGUCUUCCUCAGAGGACGUCAACACCUGGUUGUGCAUCAUUGUCGGGACAUCAGUGUGUUUCUAUUCUGCUCUAUUUAAAGUCAGAGGAGCAAACAGUGAAGCUGCUCAAUGGAUUUAAGCCUCAAGUGUUGAGGUCACACGCACACUUUAACAGCCCUGCAUCAUUUGGGAUUAAAUUCGCUGGGAUGGAGGAUUUACUUAAACAUAUCGUCUGGUGAAUGUUGUUUCCAUGUGUUCUCAAACUUGUGGAUAUUAAAAAAUGUGAGUUUAAUGGUCUUGAUCCAUUUGAAUGUUUCCAGCACCCUUGAGAUUAGGAGAGGGAACAAAUAUACGAAGACAGUAACCAACAUUCAAUGUGCUCAACUCUCUUGUCGGGGGUUAGAUGAGAGGAUUGAUAUCUCUCUUGUAUCUGUUCAAUAAAAGGUGCGGAUGUAGAUAA
Molecule: messenger RNA, 1806 nt
Organism: Dicentrarchus labrax (European seabass)
Lineage: Eukaryota; Metazoa; Chordata; Actinopteri; Moronidae
Exons: 2
Coding region: 141-1238 (365 amino acids)
Biological process (GO): G protein-coupled receptor signaling pathway
Cellular component (GO): membrane
Molecular function (GO): G protein-coupled receptor activity
Source: RefSeq, a predicted model, not a curated record